CCCCCGGGCACUUUCCGAGGGGAGCGCGGAGCGGGCGGAGGCAGCCGAGCCCCGCCAUGGCCCCGGGGCCGCUCCCGGUGCUGCUCCCGGUGCUGCUCCCGGUGCUCCUCCCGGUCGCCGCCUUCAACCUGGAGGCAUCGCAGCCCGUCGAGUUCCGCGGGGCCCCGGGGUCCCUGUUCGGGUUCGCUUUGGACUUUUACCUGCCCCGGCCCCGCAGUGUCAGCAUCCUGGUGGGGGCCCCCAAGGCCAACACGAGCCAAGCCAACGUCACGCAGGGGGGGGCCGUGUUCCACUGCCCGUGGCCCCCCCAUGGAGACUGCGCCCCCAUCGACUUCGACCACAUCGGCCCCCGCACCCACGACUUUGGGGGCAACGGCUCGGAGCCCCCCCAGCCUGUGGAGUUCAAAUCCCUGCAGUGGUUUGGGGCCACCGUGCGCGCCCACAAUGGCUCCAUCCUGGCCUGCGCCCCACUCUACAGCUGGAGCCCCCCCAAGGAGGAGGGGGGGGCGCGUGAACCCGUGGGCUCCUGCUUCCUCUCCAUCGGCAACUUCUCCAAGUUUGUGGAGUACGCGCCCUGCCGCUCAGACCUGAACUCAGCGGCCGGGCAGGGCUACUGCCAGGGGGGCUUCAGUGCCGAGUUCACCCAGACGGGACGGGUGCUCCUGGGGGGGCCCGGCAGCUACUUCUGGCAAGGGCAGGUGAUGUCGGCGACGCAGGAGCAGAUCACGGCUUCCAGCUUCCCGGAGUACCUGAUCCAGGAGGUGUCCGGGCAGCUCCAGACCCGCCAGGCGGCCCCCACGCACGAUGACAGCUACAUGGGCUACUCGGUUGCAGUUGGGGAGUUCAGCGGGGACACGACACAAGACUUCGUGGCUGGUGUCCCCAAGGGCAACCUCACCUAUGGCUAUGUCACCAUCCUGAAUGGCACCAACAUGAAGUCCCUGUACAACUUCUCGGGGGAGCAGAUGGCAGCGUAUUUCGGGUACGCGGUGGCCGCCACGGAUGUGAACAACGACGGGCUGGCGGAUCUGCUGGUGGGGGCCCCCCUGUUCAUGGCACGCGCAGGGGGGGGCCGGGUGCAGGAGGUGGGCAGGGUCUACCUGUACCUCCAGGUGUCCGGGGGGGGGGACCCCAUCUCUGCCACCCCCUCGGCACCCACCAUGGCCCCCACCCCUGCCAUGGCCAUCACGGGACCCCUGGAAUUUGGGCGCUUCGGCAGCGCCAUCGCCCCACUCGGGGACCUCAACCUGGACGGCUACAACGACGUGGCGGUGGGGGCCCCGCUGGGCGCCGAGGGCCGCCAGGGGCUGGUGUACAUCUACAGCGGAGGGGGCGCCGGGCUGAGCCCCCACCCCAGCCAGGUCCUACGCGGCCGCGGGGCCCCCGGCCCCCACCCCGACUUCUUCGGAGCCGCCCUGCGAGGGGCCACCGACCUCGACGGCAACGGCUACCCUGAUCUCCUGGUGGGCGCCUUUGGGGUGGACACGGCCGUGGUGUACAGGGGCCGCCCCAUCGUCCACGCCAGCGCCUCGCUCAGCGUCUUCCCCACCAUGUUCAACCCCGAAGAGCGCGGCUGUGUCCUUGAGGGCACCGGCCACCACGUGUCCUGCAUCAAUGUCAGCUUCUGCCUCAACGCUUCGGGGCGUCACCUGCCCGGCCCCAUCGGUUUCCUGGUGGAGCUCAGCUUGGAUGGGGCCAAAGCCGGGGGGGGUCGCAGGGCGCUUUUUCUCGGGGGGGGACAACCCACCCGCGCCCUCCGUGUCCCCGUCCCCAACGGCGGUGGCACCCGCUGCCGCACCCUGGCCGUCUUUUUGCGGAACGAGUCGGAGUUUCGGGAUAAGCUGUCGCCCAUCGCCGUGGGGCUGAGCUUCGGCUUGGACCCCCGCGCCCCCCCCGACAGUCACGGUUUGCACCCGGUUCUGGCGGCUGAGACCAAGACCAGGUUGGAAGCCAAGGCUCACAUCCAGCUGGACUGCGGGGAGGACAACGUCUGCGUGCCCGACCUGCAGCUGGAGGCGGCCGCGGACCGUCGCAUCGUGUACCUCGGGGACCGCAACAGCCUCAACGUCACCUUCCACGCCCGCAACCUGGGCGAGGGGGGGGCUUACGAAGCCGAGCUGCACGUGCGGCCCCCCCCGCACGCCCAGUACACCGGGGUGCUGAGACCCCACGGGAACUUCUCAUCGCUGAGCUGUGAGCUGGGGGGGGGCAACGCCUCGAGCCCCCUCGUCUGCGACCUCGGCAACCCCAUGAAGGCGGGGGCCAGCAUCUGGGGGGGGCUGCGCUUCACCCUCCCCCACCUCAGCGACAGCAGCAAAAGCGUCCGCUUCGAGCUGCAAAUCCGCAGCAAGAACGCCAACAACUCGCAGAGCGAAGCGGUGUUGGUGCCGCUGGAGGUGCGGGCGGCCACGCGCAUCUCGGCCUUCGGCGUGUCCCGGCCCGACGUCGUCACCGUCCCCGAAGGCACCCGGAGCCCCGCGCAUCCCCCGCAGCGGCUGGAGGAGCUGGGGCCGCCCGUGGAGCACGUCUACGAGGUGGUGAACGAGGGUCCCAGUGCCAUCAGCCACGGCACCCUGGAGCUCAGCUGUCCCCUGAGCUACCGCGGUCACCCCCUCCUCUAUGUCACCGGCCACUCGGGGCCCCCCAACUGCUCUGCCAGCCACCCCCUCGACAGCCUGCGCCUGGCGGAGCAGGAGCUGCCGCAGAGCCCGGGGCCGCACGUCCUGCAGCGCCGUGACACGGGGGGGGCCCCCGCACCCCCCCACACCCUGGGCUGCCACGAGGCCGAGUGUUUCCGCCUGAGCUGCCCCCUGGGGGGGUUGGAGAAGCAGCAGCGGGCGAGCCUGCGCCUCACCUUCCGCCUCUGGGCACCCGCCCUGCGCCAGCGGGAGGUGCGCGCACAGGCGCUGCGCUGUGAGGCCGAGUACCGGGUGCUGCGACUGCCGUACCGCGUGCGCCCCCAGCACCUGCCGAGCCAGCGCCUGCAGGUGGUGACGGGGCUGCAGUGGGCGCGUGCCGAGGGCGCGGCGGGGGUGCCAGUGUGGGUGGUGGUGCUGGCGGUGCUGCUGGGGCUGCUGCUGCUCGCCCUGCUCUGCUACGGCCUCUACAAGCUCGGCUUCUUCAAGCGCUCGGGCCCCUACGGCACCGCCAUGGAGAAGGCGCAGCUCAAGCCCCAGGCGGCGUCGGAGGCCUGAGGGUCACAGUGCGGCAUCGCCGGUGUCACCCGCGCCCGCCGGUGUCACCCGCACCCAUCGGUGUCGCCCACGUCGGGACAGGCACCCCCAACACGCCGGACACCGCGGUGCCGGGUGGUGACAGUCCUGGCACUGCCACAACGGGUGCCACCACGCCUGGCAUCGUCACCUAACUGGGUGCCACCAGGACAAGAGUCACCACCCACAUGGGUGCCACUGGGAUGAGUUUCAUCACCAAACUGGGUGCCACUGGGACGAGAAGCAUCACCAAACUGGGUGCCAUCACGCCUGGCAUCGUCAUGAGACUGGGUGCCAGCAGGACAGGCACUGUCACCGGACUGGGUGCCACCGGGACAGGCAUUGCCACCAGACUGGGUGCCAGCAGGACAGGCGUUGUCACCACACUGGGUGCCACCAUGCUGAGCUUUGUCACCAGACUGGGUGCCACUGGGACGGGCAGCAUCACCGCUCUGGGUGCCACCAGGCUGGGGAUCACCAAACUGGGUGCCACUGGGACGGGGUGAUGCCACCCCACUGUCUCCGUCACCCUGGUGUCACCUGGUCGCGGUGUCACACCCCCAUGGGGUCACCUGGCCAUGGUGUCACCCAUCCCCGAUGCCCCCUGCCCCAGUUAUGGUGUCACCGAUCUGCGAUGUCACCCCCUCACGGUGUCACCUGGCUGUGGUGCCACCCUCUUGGGGUGUCCCCCAGCUGCAGUGUCACCCUUUUGGUGUCACUAUUCGUGUCACCCCCACACGGUGCCACCCCCUUGGAGUCACUCGGGGUGUCCCUGGUGGUGUGUGUGUCCCCCCCCUCGGUGUCACCGCGGUGUCCCACGGCCACUGCACUGCCCAUGUACCCCCCCUCCCCCCCCCCCGCGGGCACCUCACUUUGCACUGACCCCACACCCCCAGUUCGGGGGGGACACACGGACCCGCCCCCCCGUCCCCAAGUGUCCC
Cuculus canorus (common cuckoo) is the source of this 4153-nucleotide messenger RNA. RefSeq names its product integrin subunit alpha 5 (gene ITGA5). Gene Ontology annotation, biological process: cell-cell adhesion; integrin-mediated signaling pathway; angiogenesis. NCBI's taxonomy places the organism in Eukaryota, Metazoa, Chordata, Aves, Cuculiformes, Cuculidae. Gene Ontology annotation, molecular function: integrin binding. Gene Ontology annotation, cellular component: integrin complex; external side of plasma membrane. The record is from RefSeq and is a predicted model, not a curated record.